Zea mays is the source of this 2871-nucleotide messenger RNA. RefSeq lists its product as uncharacterized. Gene Ontology annotation, molecular function: nucleic acid binding; zinc ion binding. The transcript is spliced from 3 exons. NCBI's taxonomy places the organism in Eukaryota, Viridiplantae, Streptophyta, Magnoliopsida, Poales, Poaceae. The record is from RefSeq and is a predicted model, not a curated record. Bases 1 to 2508 code for a protein of 835 amino acids.
AUGCUGUUGUUGCCGCCGCUCGCCGCCGCCUCCAGGAGGUUGCUGCUGCCACCGAUGGCAUCGUGGUCAACAACACCGACGCCCCCACCAGCGUCCACCGACGACGACAACGUUCCUCUAGCCGCUGGUGACGUCGACGUUGGUGCUGCCCUCCAUGCGCAGGCCCUCGGCAUCCUCAACGUCCGCGCCCUCGUCCCGGUCGUCCUCGAUCUCGCCGCGCCAUCCUUCUCCAAGUGGGGCUGCCUCAUGCUCCUCGCCCUUGGCAAGUACGCGCUCGCCGACCAUGCCCUUUGCGACGCCGCGUUCCCCGCCGUUCCACACUGGGUGCGGAUGGACCUCCACGUCCUGUCUUGGCUCUACGGCUCCAUCAUCGGCGACCUCUACGAGAUCGUCACGAUGAGGACUCCUUCCGCCCGUGGCGCCUGGCUCGCCCUCGAGCAACACAAGGUGCACUCUCCCCUGACGCCCCUCCUUCCCGCGCCCCUCCCUCCCCCACCUCCUCUUCCUCCACCUGGGUUGCAGGGGCUCUCACGCAAAGCCCAGAAGCCGGCGAGCAGAAAAUCUCAUUCUCCCUGGACAAAUUCGCAAAAGAGCAACGCAGGGGGAAAUCGGCCUGGUUCGUGGAUUCCUGAAGAGCAUGGAUGGGCCGUGAAAGCGGAUGACCCGAGGAAGGGGCAGCCAAGGUGUCUCGACUCGGGCUCCAUCUCCAGGGGGUGGAUCGCAGCCCAGAAGGCUGGCAACAAGUUGAACGAGGUAGGGUUUCCUCCUGAUCUUAUUGGUGCUCGAUCCCCAGAACACCUGUCCGUGCUUCUAGCUUCGCUGUGGGCGCUGCCUACCCACAAGCGGGAGAGUUUCUCUGGAGGGUGGCGAUCCAUCCCUUUCCGCCCGCCAGACUUUGGUCCUCAGCCAGGAGGGGGAGGGGGAGGGGGUGAGCUCGCUGGGGAAACUUCAGAGAAGAUGGACCCAAGGCUGAAACCCUCACAGUGGGAUCGGUGGAACUCUAAGGAGGCGAGGAAUCCACCCAAUGCUUGGGGAAGACACCGCAAUAUGAGCUGGCGACUCCGACCCUCACACGUGAAAUCUGAGGGAGAGGUGAUUGGAUCAUCAUCUGGUGACAUGAAUAACCCAGGUAACUCUAAAUCCCCGACUCUCCCUGGGAUGCUGGAGGUAGAAGGAAGUCGUCGCACAUUCUGCCAAAAAUGCGGUGAUGAAGGUCAUCAUGCCAGAGAUUGUUCUAGGGCUUUGUGGUGUGAUAUCUGCAUGAAAGAGACUCAUGUAACUGCGAAAUGUGUGUGGCCAAGACAGAACAAACCUAUUAUGCCAUUAGUGGGAAUGGCAGCAGAUGGUUUGAGUUUUUACUCCUCUCAGUUUGGAAAGAACAUUUCCAAAAAACCAAAGAGGAGCCUGUUGGGAUUAGUCAAAAUUGUGGAGGGGAUUGUGUCUGCUGGUGAUCUGGAGAGGGAUUUUAGCUUCCAUUUCCCAUGGGGACGACCCUGGAAAGCUGAUAAGUGUCAUCUUGGUUUCCUGAUGCAAUUCCCAUCACAGGACAGGCUUGAUGAACUGACCAACUUUACUGAGUUGAAGAUGAAGAUUUCAGGGGUUAAGAUUGUAGUAACUGUGUGGAACUCUCAGGUUUUGGCUAAAUCCAGAUUGCACUCAGUUUGGAUUAAGGCCGAUAAUGUGCCUGAAGAAUUGUUGAACUAUCAAGCCAUAUGUGAGUUGGGUUCGGUUUUAGGAGCUGUGGAAGAAGUGGAUCUGGCCGCUCUGAAAUCCAAUGACAUGGUUAGAUUUAAAGUGCAUGUGAAGAGCGUCGCGAGGAUUCCACCUGUCAUUGAGAUAGGAGUCAAGCAUCUCUUAUAUGACAUUUAUUUUAAGGUGGAAAAGGUAGAAACUGAAGGAUGGAAUGAGGAAGAAGCUAGUAUGAGAAAGAGAUCUUCUGUUGAUUUACAGCCGAACGAGUUCGGUUUGGGUGACAAUGGAGGGAAAAAACCCAAAAGUGAUAUUCAUGAAAGUGGGAAGGUCCCUCUGAUUCCUGUAAAUCAGAAAACAUCUUCCUCUGAGUUUAAAGAAGCAAUGUUUGCUACAGAUCCACAAACCAAUGAAUGUGACAAAUGCAAUGAAGAGGGGGAAAAUCUGGGGGAUGAAAACAAUGAGAAGGUAGACUUUGAAGACAGUGAUGAAGACCUUCUUAGUUCCCAAGAGCUUAACAACUUUGUGAAAGGAAUGGGUGUUGAGAUAGCGGAUGAGCAGGAAUUGGAGAUGGAUGAGGGUGAACUCCUCAAAGUUCAAGAUGAGCAACAAACUGGUAAGGAUAAAAAAGGUAAAGCCAAGUUGGUAGAUCAAGUUGAAGGCACAAGGAAAAGUAGCAGACUGGAGGCAAAUGAAGAUAUCAGGAUUACGGACAAAGCCAUCAACAGAGCUGAAGCGAAGGAUGCCUUCUUGAACAUAGAAAAAAUCGGCAAGAAGGAUGCUGGAGGAAAGAAGCAAUCAUAUCAGAAAAAUGGCUAGUGAGUUCUUCAGUCGAGCUUGGGGAUGGUCUCCAGUUGACAGGAGGCUGACGCAGUGAUCGGUUGAGUGGGGGAUCCUUUUUGGCGAUGAUGCUUCUUUCUGUUCUUGAACCUAGAGACUCUUUUGGCUAUUAUAUCAGGAUGUCGGUCUGUAAUAAUGUCUUGGUUAAACCCCCUUUCUUGUCUUAGUCGUCUUGGUUUGGCAAUAGAUUUUGGGUCAGGUCUGAUCAUAGAUGUUGCUGGAUUAGUUGCUGAGCUUUUGUUGCCAAUGGCUUGUUUUGGCUAAGACAUUUCUGGUGUGUGUCUGUAUGUGUUUCCUGUUUCUUAAUGAAAUAGGGGGGGAAACCCCUUUUCGUCAAAAAAA